UGGAUAUGACUUUGGCUAUCUAAUCAAAAUCCUGACAAACUCUAAUCUACCUGAAGAAGAGCUGGACUUCUUUGAGAUACUGCGAUUGUUUUUCCCUGUUAUCUAUGAUGUAAAAUAUCUCAUGAAGAGUUGCAAAAAUCUGAAGGGUGGAUUACAAGAAGUGGCUGAGCAGUUAGAGCUGGAAAGGAUAGGACCACAGCAUCAGGCAGGAUCUGAUUCUUUACUCACAGGAAUGGCCUUUUUCAAAAUGAGAGAA
Messenger RNA from Mesitornis unicolor (brown roatelo), 256 nucleotides. RefSeq names its product CCR4-NOT transcription complex subunit 7-like. Gene Ontology annotation, cellular component: P-body; CCR4-NOT complex; CCR4-NOT core complex. The transcript has 2 exons. Lineage: Eukaryota; Metazoa; Chordata; Aves; Mesitornithiformes; Mesitornithidae. The record is from RefSeq and is a predicted model, not a curated record. The annotation marks the transcript as partial. Gene Ontology annotation, molecular function: poly(A)-specific ribonuclease activity; nucleic acid binding.